This is a messenger RNA of Eupeodes corollae, 12454 nucleotides long. RefSeq names its product transmembrane protein 132E (gene dtn). The transcript has 17 exons. NCBI's taxonomy places the organism in Eukaryota, Metazoa, Arthropoda, Insecta, Diptera, Syrphidae. Bases 1053 to 5186 code for a protein of 1377 amino acids. The record is from RefSeq and is a predicted model, not a curated record.
GUCAACGCCAGCGCCAGCAGCAGCAAACAGCAGCACCAACCAACACAAAAUCGAAACCAAAAAACACCAAGAAGAAAGAACAUUUUCUUGAUACUGAGACUGAGAGCCAGAGCCAGAGCAAUAUUUGGUUUUGAAUUCAGUUCGACGAAUUUUCUCAAUUGAGUUGUGGUGUGUUUGCGAAGACGGAUUCGGUGCGUUCGGAUGAAGAAAUUGAGAAAUAAAAAUAAUUGCAAGUUUUAUUCAAAAAGUCAAUAAAACUUCUUCUUACAACAACCAACCGAGUAUCAUCUCUUUGGUGAUAUUGAUAUUAUAAAAAAAUAAAAUUGUUAAACUAGAAUUUGAUUUGUUAAACUACUUGGUAAGGCACAGUCUCGUUGUUUGUGUCUUAAAUUAAAUUUGGGUGUUGUUUGUUGUGUUGAAAAAUGUAUGUGAAUUAAAUUAAAAAAAAUGUUCAAAUAAUGUGAGCAUAUAAAAUACGAGUAGUAUUCUGUACUAAAGAGGAUCAAGAAUUCGUGUAGUCUCUUGGAAUUCAUCUCGAUCUCAUCCUCCGCCAGUUUAGGGGAGUCAUCAUAAUGGCUUCUUUACUUUACGGACCGGGAUAAGUUAAAAAAUGAAAUGAUAUGAAAGUCCAAUUAAAAAUGCUGUUUUAAUUAAAACGAAUAAGAAUAAGAAAAUUCUCUAAAUUUCUCGCGAAAAGUGCUAAACAUAGAAAGGGAUUUUAUUUUUUGUACAAAAUUCCAAAAGUGAUAAUCAUAAUACAGUGCCAGGGUAUUUCACUCCCAAGAAAAGCCAUCUGGGAAAUCAAGGAAAAAAUCAGUUCUACUUGGGAUCUCUCUACACCUUUUCUACCUGUCUCUCUACCUUUCAAAGGGCUGACGAGGACGAGUACGAAUACGAGUACGAGGACAACGACAACGACGGCAACGGUAACGGCCAAGAAAACACAUACACAGGAGAAGCAAAGAAUAGGUUUUUUCCUUUUAGGUUGGCAAAAAUAAAAAGCAAAUAAAAAAAGAUUAAAAUAAAACAAGUAAAAAGGAUAACGACACAAGAUGAAGGAUUUAUUUUGGAUACCUCUGCUAGCUCUGCUGUUUCUUUUAGACCGAUGUCGAUCUGUCGAGGUUCAUUUUGAGGCAGCCGACAGUGGAUUUUUUCUAAAGCAUUCACCACGACAACCACCAGUUAGUCCUGAGAUAUCAAAUGUUCAAUCUUCUGCGCGGCCACGAAUUACCCAAGACUCGGUGCUGUCCAUCGAUCGAUUCACAGUCGUGCAGACGACCCAGCCAGUAUCAAUUAGAGCAAGCUAUGGACCAUUCUCAACAAAGCAGACGGUGCCAGCUCGGUACAUUGUUCCGGAUGCUGUUGAAACCCAAGGAGAUCAUUUAAACAAUACCACUGUCGCCCUCAUGGAAUUGCAACAGACAAAUCUGCAUCUGGAUAUAUCGGCGCAUUUGGUGCGCACGACAAUACCUCGUGACUCGCCCGUUCUAAGGGUGCUCUUUCAUGCUGGCGCCGAUCCAGGUGGCCAUUUACAGAGGCAAAAGAUAUGCGUUUUGUUGCAUGUCUCAAUGGGAUCUCGAACGCCAUUGAAAGGUCGUUGUAUGCCUGAAGGAGAGGACGGUGUAUGCGUGGCUGAGGUUGUUAUACCGGCAAGUUGGUGGCCAGCCUUACCGCCACCAGACAAAACCUCUCGUGGUAAUGUCCCGCCAAAGGUGCCACAACGUUUGGUGCAGGUUUCGUAUAGUGUCUUUGAGCCACCAUCACGCAACCCAGAGCAAUGCGAACCGAAAGUUCAAAUUCAACCUUUAACAUCGUUUGCACAAAUACCUCUGAUCGCAGCACAAUCUCCAUACAAGGAUCUAAGAGCUGAUGACUCUUUAACCAUACUCUUGCCGCAGAGGCCCCUUUAUCCAAUGUCAAAAAUUCAUGUUCCGGUCUUUUUGCAUCAGCAAGUCGAACAGAAUAUUGCUGUGUUUAUUGUUAGGGCUCGUGUAAAGGCUGGAAUGCGAAUACUUGGUGCAACUACCUCAUCAGAUGAAUGGAACGUAUCUGUGGAAAAGGAAAAUCCCAAGCAUACUGUUGCUCGAGUGACGGCAUUUAGGAAAGAUCAAGAUCCAGAUAGUACGGGAAAAGAAGCCGAAAGUGAAAAUACCACUAGAGUAUUUGAGGUAUUCUCUUGGUUAUUAGAAGUUGCAAAUGACACAAAAGAAAAUUGGGAUGGUGGAAAAAUUGUUUGGUCAGUAAGCUAUGUUUACGAUAGCCCAAAAUUGAAGGAUGCAUCUCCGGAAAGUACAAACGCUACCCCAGAAGAAACCCGAAAGAAGCUCAUUGCUAAAUUGGAGAUCAAUAAAGACGACAUUCAAGCAGUUUUACCAAUAUCAAAGAAUUGGGAACUAAUGAACACUGCGGUACUCACAGGACGUCAAGUUGCUCAAGCCAUGAAAGUUUUCAUUGUAUCACAAGCUGGAAAAGUAGCAGAUGUCACACUGCAGAGUUCUUGUCAUGCCGAAGAUGAAAGCGUUAUUAAAGUAUCAUCAUCUUGCAGUUCAGUUUAUGUAGAUGGCUCUGAGAUACGUGGUUCAUCGAAUGCAUCAAUUAUUGUCAAAUACGGUACAUACAUUGGUUUGGCAAAAUUCAUAGUUUGGAUGCCCGAAUUCCCAUUGGAAGUGUAUGUUUCAGACUUUAGAUUAUCCCAAAUCAAAGGAUGGAAGGUACCUGAUGAACACCAUUACACAUCCAAUUGCAGGCACGGCAAGCAAACUAGGCGUCGCAAGAAGCGUUCCUACGUCUGGAAUCAGAAUGGAGGUGAUGAUUUUAUGAAUGCCGAUAAGGCUGUAUGUCGAGCAAGAUAUCAGCAAAGUCCUGUAGAAGUCUAUGCUAGAUUUUUAGCCACAGAUCAGAACUCUGGUCGAAUGAGUUAUCUGAUAUCCCGAAGAACUGGAUUAAGGGUAACCGAUUUAGUGCAACCCCUGCUGAGAGUGGCAGAUCCCAAGAUAGCAAGUCUAAAAGGUCGUGUUCUUCAGGGUAAAUCGAUGGGACGGACUGAUGUGCAGGUUCUUUCACCAAUAAAUGGAAGAGUAAUUGGUGCUAAGGAGAUUCGAGUGGGCAGCGAUAAAGUCAGUUUAACAAGAUUAAUUGUACGUGUUGUUUCUGGACUUCAACUAACUAUCAAUACUGAUAGCACUAUCGAAAAUGGUUACAUAGCUGAGACAUCUGUUACUCGCCGACUUACGGCUCAGUAUCAAGAAGGUCUACUGGACAUUGAUUUGGAAUUUUCAGAUGGCGCCAGAACACCACUCAGGGACAUUUCUGUUGAUGAUUAUUUCCUGUUGGUCGAAAGUUUAGACACUGAGGUGGUAGCAUUUGCCCCAAUGUUAGCAUCACAUCAUCCACGUGUGAUUGCUGUAGGAGAGGGAAAUGGCGAUCUAUUGAGAGUUACACUCCUACUCUCUGAAGAUUGUAGAGUUCGUCGAAGUAUGCCAAUGACGAAACAGACAAAAUCAAAUCCUGGACCACUAGCAACUGCUCUAGCUUCAGUUCAGGUAGACUUCAAUACAGGAGAGAGCAUUAGCAAACCAGAUACAGUACAGAAUGAUGGAAUUAUGAGAGGAGACCGAAAGAACUUCCGCGAGAGUGGUGAUCUAGCUGAUAUUAUUGUAGGUAUACCAUUAAAAGAUGCCAGUCAUCACUAUGAGCCUACAGUUCAGGCCAGGCAACACCGCGGCAGUAUAAAUACCAUAGGUGGUCUGAGACACAAGCCUGGUCCACAUGGCGAUAUGACUUCCAUGGAAAUUGGGAUGUAUGUUUUACUGACGGCCUUCUGCUUCGCCAUAAUCGUGUUUGUCAUAUCGUGCGUUGUAUACGCAUCGAAAUUCCGACCUCUAACAAUUGAAUCAGGACUCGAAAGCUUACCGAAGGACACAUUUACCGAAGGUGGUUUGCUUAUGAGAGACUCACGACGACCACGAGAAUCAACUACAAAUGCACACGAUUGGGUAUGGUUAGGUCGUUCUACAAUGGACAGGUCAUCAUUGGCUCAAGAUUCAGUAAAUGGCAAUAUUUUCGAAAAUCCAAGAGACUCAAGAAUACGUAUCACCAGCAAUCCAAUUCUAAACUAUUCGGACCCAAAUGAUGCAGUUAAUAGCAUUUCAACAUUUGAUAAUCGCACAAGUGCUCCAGAUUCAAGUAUAAGCACAGACAUCAUUAAUUCAAACACUUACACUAAAAAUGACAGAAGACCCACCGACGAUAGUGUUCCCCCACCUUUACCACCACACGCAAGACUUAGUGAUCGUAAAAAUGAAUAUAGACCACCAGUUCCCCCACAUCGUAAUAUCGGUGUAACAGCUCUUGUAACAAGCAACAGUGAAAACGAAACUACAACAGAAAAGGAAUCUACUAUUAACGCCAUACCCGUUGUCCAAAAGCGCCAUCAUCACAAACACCAUCGGAACCCAAAUCAUGCACACAACCGACGCUCUCAAGUGCAUGGAAAUAUCGAUCUUAUUCGUUGUUACGAUCGACCACCAGAUCAUCAUAUAAAUUUUACUCAAGAACAAUUAAAUUUGGCACUUAAAAAUCAUGUUCCACAUCAGCAACAAGAUGAUUCUUCUCCGGAAGAAGAAGCAUCAUUGACACCAAAGAAAAUUGGUCCUUUGACCGAAGAAGAUGAUGAAAAAGAAAAAAACGAGCUGCACAUGGCCGAAAGACUCGUAGAGAAUGCUGCUCAACAGCAGAAAAAUGCAUUCCAAUUUGAUUCGCUUACACCUAAGCGAGAAGUGGCAGCGCAUAGAGCUAGUUCAUAUGUUAAUAAAUCAGCGAAUGCACAAUCAUCGUCAGAGGAAGAACUACAACAACUGAAUGCCUUGAAAAUUGAUGAAAAUCCAGAAGUUAAGCGGCGACACAGAAAACCAACAACAUCCUUUGUUCCAUCAUCAUCGCUGCCAGAUACGAGCACAAUUAAUUCCAGUUCUGAUGACAAUGGUGGUUUCAUCACGCCGCCCAAAGACGAAGGCAAAUCAAGAAGAAACCAAGUUAAACGUGCCACAGUGGUCGGCAAUCCAAUGUUCUCGACAACAGUCGACGGUGAUAUUGGUCCAGGUGAGAGCCUAGGCCUCGAUGACCUCGACAUGGACUACGAACAAAUCAUGCACUACUUUGAUAAUCUAAAGGAAUCAAAUGCCUGAGUGCAAGAGAUCAUUGCAAAGAUACGCGAAAUAUUAUCGACGUUUCAGCAGCAAUACCGAAGUGUUGCUCUGCCGCCGCCACAACCACCGGCUUGUCCAGAAAUUAAUGUUGAUGACCCGAAUUUUGAAUAUUUUUUCGAGCAGUUGAGUGAGUCAUACGCUUAAAAAUCGAAUGAUAAAAAACCAAAUGCAUUUUCUUCUAACGCCGCCGCCACCGCCGCCUACAAAAAAAAACAACAAUAUAAAAAAGCCAUCAAAAAUAUUGUAAACGUGCGCAUAAACAAAUGAAAAGUAAAAUUUAUAAAAUAACGAAAUAAGAACUAAGAAAACAGAAACUGAAACUGACAAACUAGUAUGGUAAUCAUCUGAGCGCUUUAGUCAGUCUUAUUUACAAUAAAAAGAUAAUAUCUCGAAUAGUUAUUUUUACACCUAAUUACUCAUUAAAUUAUGAGCAAAAGAAAAUCGGAAAAUAAACAAUCGCUUUGGCUAAACAAACAUUGAAGAAAAUAUUUAAAAAAAAAAACACCAAAACAAUAAUUGGAACAACAAAAACAUCUGGAUAACGCGACUUUGCAGUGAUCGUAAAUGAUAACAAUAAUAUAUAGAUUAAAAAGAAAAUAUGACAAAAACAACAGUUUAUAGAGAAAAAAAAACAACAACACAAAACAAAUCAUUCAUAUCAAUCAUUCAUUAGGAAAAUAAUUUUUUAUUAAUAUUGAAACAUACCUCAUUGGAAGAAGAAUCAAUCAAUCUAUCAUUACACAUCAAUUUUAUAAUCCCUCUUGCAUCAUGAUAAACAUACUUCCAAAUACAUUUUUAACAAAAAAUAAACUUAAAAAACACGAGCGACAUGGCACGAUUUGGGAAACCGACUUCUAAGAAAUGUUUUAACAUACGUAACCGAUUUUCAAGUGAACUUUAUUCCAAUGUUCACCAAAACUUUAGCUUAAGGUUAUCAAAAAAUCUCAAAGUUUAAAAAGUCAAGGAAUAAUGAUGGCAAAAAUUCUUCUUAUUUUUCAAGCCCUUUACGAAUGUAAAACAAUUUUAAAGCAAAUAGCAUCGAAUCAUCAGCAUUGAGUUCCUUUGACAGAGGAUUGAUGCAGCUUUGUUUAUGACAGAAUAUGAUGAGCUGCAGUUCUUCUUCAGGAGAAUAUUUGAUGUCAAAUUCAUUUUAACAUUUCAAAACUAAAUCUAAUCUAAGCUGCAAUGUAAACAAUACCAUCAGAGUCACUUGCUCUCAUGAUAGUUUACUGCAACAUCAAAACUAAAACUACAGUUCUGUAAAAUCUUACAUGAAAACAUAGAACCAAGCUAUUUUUUUCUUUUUUUAAAACUUGGAAAUCGGUCAUAACUCUUUUAGCUCACACUUGAAAGUGUAGGCUACCAAAUCUGAAAACUAUUUCCAUCUAAGUUUUGCUCCUAUUUAUUUAUCAAAUGUUUCACUUUAAAAAAAUUCUACACAAAACCUUGUAUGUAUGUUUAUUUUUCCUCCAAAAACAAAUCCACACACCACCUUCAUAAUACUUCUAUAAUUAGUUUUCUUCUUAAUUAAUUAAAAAUAAAAAAUUGUGCUUAAAUUGAAUGCUUCAGGUUAAGCUUGAAGGGAGUACUUCUGUAUUGUAGUCGACUGCAGGCUUAUUUUAUUUUAAUACUUAACAAGUGCUGCAUUUCUUUUGAGGGUAGAGCCAUUUAUUAAAAUAAAGAAAAAUAACUUCAUCAAAUUGCUGGUUCAAUGUUAAAUUCUUUUUUUUUUAUAAAAUCGGAAAAUAAAUCGCUUACCCUAUUCCGUCCAUUUUAUUAUAAAGAAUAAAAAUUAAAAACAUAAAAAUAAAACAAAAAAAAAAACAAAACUAUUUGCUUACUAUAAUUGAAGAACAUUUCUAAACCAGUACAAGAUUUUCCUUCUUUUAUUUUUUGUUUUAUUAAAUCAAAUAUCCUAUCAUUAUGCAAAGUGCAGUAUUCUAUUUAAAAAAAUAAGCAAUUUCAAUUAUUAAAUUUUAUACCAAAACGCACAACAUUAUAUUUUGUAAAUACCUCUCUUCCAAUCUCUAUCACACUAAUUGGUUGGCUCAACCGCAUAAUUAUAAAAACACUUAAAAAAUUUAAAUAAAAAACCACACUACCUAAAUCUAGUCAAUAAACACAAAUGAAAAUAAAAAGGAAGAAUCGAUUGAAUAAUUGAGCAACCGUUAUUUUAUGUUUGUUUAAAUUUAAACUAUAGCCUAAUUGCAAUGCGUUAUUAUCAAAGUUUUAUAGUUUCUUUUAUUUAUUGUUGAUUUUAUAAGUUUUUUUUUUGUAUUAUUUUAGAUUUUAAUAUAUACAUAUUAUGUACCUAUAUUUGUUUUUAUAUUUGUAUUAUUAUUUAGUUAUACAAAUUAUAUACCUAGCAAAUAUUAUUGUUGCUACAAAAAAAAUAAACAAAAACAAAUAAAACAAUAUCAACAAAAUGGACUGACUGCCACAAAAAUGCCAUAAUUUAUAUUACUCUUAAGUUUAAUUUAUUAUUAUAUUACAUAAUAGAGAGUCCAUUUGACAUUAUUAUUUUUAAACCAUUUUAUGUAUAAUGUUUUGUAUUUUUAUUUUUAUUGUUUGUUAACUUUUUUGAUUAAAAUGCAACUAAUUGUUUGCUGCCAUAUUGUAAUAGAAUUAUAGAUGUUUUUUUUUGUAAAAUUUCAAAUUGAAUUAUUUAUUUUGUUUAACAACAGCUGCAUCCCUAGAAUCGGAUUGAAGAAUAUCUGAUCUAAAGAUAAACAAAUCUUUCAGAUAUUAUCACAUAAUAUAUAAAUAUGGGUAAAUUUAAAAUGAAAACCAGUGAUUAAAUUAAUGCAAAGUAAAAUAAAUUUGUUUAAGGUCUGAUUAGACUUGUUUGCUUGCUUCUGAAAGUUAUCAAUGAUAUUAUUUAUAUCUUCUUUUUUUUGCUUUUGCACGUAAUUAAUUCAAAAAUAUUGUUUACAUUUAAGUUUGAAGUCUUUACCAUAACUUUACAUUGAAAAGACAAUGGAAGUGCGAAACAAGAGAUAUACAUUUGUGUGGAAGGAAAGAACCGAGGACCUAGAAAAGAAAAUAAUCUUAAAAAAUUGAUUGUUAAAGAAAAUAGGACAGAGAUAUAAACUGGACCACAACCACUGAUUUUACAAACAAAGACUUUUCAUCAAAACAAAAAUAGUUGAAAAAAGAUUUCUGCAUUAUGCAUGCACAGGCAAUCAAUUCAUUUUCCAAUUAUGAGCAUUUUAAACGCUGAUAUACUUACUUCUCGUGGGAUAAAAAUGUAUUCCCAUUACUUACUUACUUACUUGAGGUGGCGCUACAGUCCGGGGCGGACCUGGGCCUCAACCAACAAGCGUCUCCAGCCAGCUCGGUCCCUAGCUAUCUGUCUCCAGUUUCGCACGCCAAGUUGGUUGAGGUCCUCUCCCACCUGGGUGCGCCACCUAAGUCGCGGUCUUCCUCUACUGCGCCGUCCCUCGGGAUUGGAUUCGAAGAACUUGCGGGCUGGAGCGUUGAUGUCCAUCCGCUCUACAUGACCUAGCCAUCUAAGCCGUUGGACUUUAAUUCUGCUAACUAGGUCAGUGUCGCUGUACAUCCCGUACAGUUCGUCGUUAUAUCUUCUCCUCCCUUCUCCAUCUAUGCGUACGGGACCAAAAAUCAACCGAAGAAUUUUUUCUCUCGAAGCAUCCUAAGACGCUCUCAUCUUUCUUUGACAGGGUCCAGCGCCAUAAAUGAGAACCGGGAUGAUGAGUGUCUUAUAGAUGGUGAUUUUACAUGCUCGAGAGAGGACUUUACUUCUCAAUUGCCUUCUAAGUCCAAAGAAGCAGCGAUUUGCAAGAGUUAUUCUUCGUUUGAUUUCAGCGAUAGUGUCGUUGUCUGAGUUUAUAGCGGUGCCUAGGUAGACAAAGUCCUUAACUACCUCAAAGUUAUAGCUGUCCAUGGUGACGUUUUUUCCAAGACGUCGUCGUUCAGUGUCCUUUUUUGAUGACAGCAUAUACUUGGUCUUGCCCUCAUUGACCACUAAACCCAUCUUCUUCGCUUCCGUCGAAAUUCUCAAAAACGCUCCACUGACAUCACGCUUUGAUCUUCCAAUUAUGUCAAUAUCAUCUGCGUAUCCGAGUAAUUGGAUGGAUCUUUGGAAGAUUGUGCCUCUAGUGUUGACGGUUGAGUUUUGCGCAAUUAUUUCCAGAACGAUGUUGAAGAAGUCGCAUGACAGUAUUCCCAUUAGGGAUCUAAAUAAAUUCUCAAUAGUGCUGGCAUCUUUAAUAAUCAGCCAUAUCAUGAAUUUCAUCGUAAUUGGGAAUUUAUACGAAUGCUUCAUAAAUAAUCAUCUUCCCAAUCGGAAACUUUUACGAGUUCCGAAAAACCGUAUCACGAAAAUUGUAUGUUGUGCUUAAUUAUGUGAGAUUUUCCACUAUGAACGUAUUCGGGGUCCGUAAAAGUUCCCGAUCGCGAUGGAAUUCGUGAAAAGUCUGAAUUAGGACUAACGGAACAUCAUCUUAGAAUCACUUAAGCAUUCAUUGAGAUCCUAGUUAGGAGAUGUCAUUAUAUAUUUAAAAAAAAUGCAUAUCCAAAACAAGGCUGUGAAAUAAGUAACCAAAAGAUUUCUAUCGGCCUUCAUGUCAAUUCAAAAGAAGAUGCUAAAAAAAUCCAGUUUCAAAAUAAGAAGAUGUUAACGGUUACAAAAUAGGAGUUAUUAGAAAUUUAUUAAAAUAAGACCAAAUUAGAUUUCACUCCUUAACUAGAACAAGUUCUUACUGCCAGUUGCAUUUUCAAUUCAAAUAAUGUUUUUUAUUCAAAUAUUGUAGACAUAUUUGUUUCAUAACAAUCGAGUGUCAGUUCUUAGAACCUCAAGUUCGAUACUUUCGUCAAUAAACAAAUAAGGCUGAUCGAUGAAUUCCAGGACAUCAUUUAUGUGUACUUCAGUUUUGCGUCACUUAAGUCUUAUGUGACUGUUGUGAAAGAAGUAACACAUAACCUUGCCCAUUUAUAGGGUAUCUUCAUUCAGUUCAAUUGAAAAAUUGUUCCUCCUCUUUGUGUAAUAAAUGAGUGUCAAAAUGUAAGGCCUAAGAUUCUUGAAAAUUAUAAAUUAAAUAACAUCUAUUUAUUUAAAUGUGAUGAAAUGUUUCCAUACAAAUUUCUAUUUUAACUCACACACUUCCAUAAUAAACAAACUGUUUUUCAACAACAUUAAAAACUUUUAAUUACAUUGCUUCAAAUUUGGUUAAAUAAAGUUUUUUUUUUAUUAUUAAAAUUCUAUAAUUUCAAGCAUGCUUUGGAAUUGAUUAACAAACAAGCAUUUACUUAUUUCAUUGAACUUUUAUGAGCUUAAAUUACUUUUUAAAAAAAGCAACCAACAAAUUUUGACAACAACAUAUUAUAUAAACACAGCACUCGUGAUUUCUAACUUAGAUUUAGUUAAAGGCUGCUGAGUUUGUUUAAACAAAGAAAAAAACAACAAUUAAAUAAAGAUUGGAUUUGACUGCUCCACCAAUUUCUUAAAAUAUCCAAAACAAAAUUGAAAAUUGUACCCCUUUACAUUAAUUUUCUAAUAUUAAAAAGAAAAUAAAAACAAAAUAAUAAUAUGAAUGCUUGCUGAAAUUUUCAAUCAACAAUCUAAAAGCGAAAACAUGCGAAAAUUACGCUAUAGUAUUGCAAAACAAUACAAAAACUAAUACAAAUAUUAUUAUUAUUAUUAUUGAUAUAAAACAGAAAUAAAACACCACAACAACACAACACUGCACUGUCUACAAUACCAUCUAGUUAUUCUUUUGGAAAACAAACAAAUUAGUCUUAAUUUUACUAUUCGUUUAGAUCAAAUUUUAAAUGCAUAAAUAUUGUAGUUGCAUAACAAAAUGCUCCCUCAUAUACAAUCAUAAAUAAUUUGAUCUCAACAAUUAGCAAAAUAAUUACUAAUUUUAUACAAUAAUUACCUUAAAAAUCAAUCAUGAUUAAAUUCUUUCAUCAUUAUUACUGCGCAAUAACAUUAAAACAACAACAACAACAAAACUAAAACCAUUUUAUAUAUACCACAUAAAUAUAAUGUACUGCUGCGAAUCAUAUACAUAAGAAGACAAAAACAAAAAUAUAUAAAUUAAAUAAAAACGUGUAAUAAAUGUAACUACUUUAUUUAUAUUGGAACUUUAUAAUAUAGUAACUAGAAAUUACAAUGCAUAUUAUUGUAACUUCAAUAGAAUAUAUUUCUACGUAAAGCCCAAUAAAACAAACAAAAUUAUGUAUUUGCUAAAAAUAACAACAAAUAAAAUAAAAAAUAAAAAACAUUAAAUAUUAAAUACUUAAAGCCAUAUACGCAGGAUUUAUAUAUACACAAACAAAAAAUCAUGUCAUUAUAUAAAUAGAUAAAUUAUAACUAGUUAAUUGAAAAUAAACUAAAUAUAUAUAUUAUAACAAACUGUAUAAGCAUACGAUAAAUUUUAUAGAUUGAUUCAGAGUAAAUGAUAUUCCGUAUAAUAAAAUAAAGAAAAUAAUUAAAAACAAAAACAAAAAAAAAUAUUAUUAAAAUACGCUUCAAAUAAAAUGACACAUAAAACAUGAGAAACAAAAAAAUAUAACGAUCCACAAUAUCUGUAAAAGUUUCGUAAAAUAAUGUUAAUUAAAAUUUAUAAAAUGAAAAUUAAAAAAUACGCUAUGCUUAAGAGCAAUCUAACUCAUAUAACAAAAAGCAAACGUUACGGCUAAAUAAUGGUUAAAAUAUUUCAUGCAGCUGAAAGUUAAAACAUAAAAUAAUUAAUAAAUAAAUGGCAUAAUUUAUAUAAAGGUUUAGGUACUAAGAAAUUGAUACAGAAAAAAUAAUAUAAACAUAAAAUUCCACAUUCACAAGAUCUCUAAUAGGUAAUAAGUCUGUAAAUCAUUGUCAUUGGAGAUCAUGUGAAUUAAUUAAAAGUAAGCGCAAACAUUUAGAUAUUAUCUUUGUUUACAAAUUAAUAAAAAAAAAAAACUAAAAACGCAUUAUUAUUAUAAACUAAUAAUAUUAUCAAAGCCAAUUAAAUGAUGCUUAUGUACCUUUAUUAGCAAACAACAAAAUUAAAAAUAUAUUAUUGACAAAAACAAAAACAAAUAAAAAUUAAACAAAAAAUUGUACGUAACCUAUUAUGAAUGAAAUACAAAAUAUUGAACUGAUUGAGCUGAAUACAGAAAUAAUUCUUAUAAAUUAAACCAAAACAUAAACAGCAUAAUAAAUCUAAUUAUAAUAUUACACACAUUUAAAAAUGCUUUCUCUUAUUGUUGUUUAUAUAAAUAAAACAUAAAACAAAAAAAAAAAA